Molecule: messenger RNA, 7678 nt
Organism: Nezara viridula (southern green stink bug)
Lineage: Eukaryota; Metazoa; Arthropoda; Insecta; Hemiptera; Pentatomidae
Source: the annotation of a GenBank genome assembly
CGCAGAAGGGGUGCGCGUGGGCACGCCUCCUCCCCACCGCCUCCCCUGACGUCGCCCUCAGUUUAUGUACCCCCGACGGUCAGAGAGAUCGCCAGUGCCCGCAUCGGAGGCGACACAGAUUUUGUUAUAUUUAUUAUUAUUGUUGUUGAUAUAACACAUCACACAAAACACAUAAAAGAUGCCCGCAAGAUUCCCGGAAAUGGACCACCUUCAAGAGAUCGGAGGAGACAGUCGCCCGUAUGGCAGCCACAGCGAAGAUAUCGUCAUAUCUGGAAUUUCUGGUAGACUUCCAGAGUCUGAAACGGUCCAAGAGUUUAUGGAAAAUCUUCUGGCUGGAAAGGAUUUGGUGACUGAUACAGAGCGUCGUUGGAAAAGAGGAGUUUAUGGCCUGCCAGCUAGAAUGGGAACAUUAAAAGACGUAUCUCACUUUGACGCUACAUUUUUUGGAGUCCACGCUAAACAAGCCGACUGUAUGGAUCCGCAUCUCAGGCUUGGUCUUGAGACAACCUACGAAGCGAUAAUUGAUGCAGGUCUUCAACCAGAAGAUUUAAAAGGAACCAACACAGCAGUAAUAGUUGGUUCAAGUAACUGUGAUAAUGAAUCUUUCUUCACGAGUUUUCCUGAUAAAAUAAAUGGUUAUGAACUGACCGGUAAUGCUAAAGCCAUGGUUUCCAACAGAAUAUCCUACUCAUUUGAUUUACAUGGACCCAGUUAUACAAUUGACACAGCCUGCUCUAGCUCCAUGAUGGCCUUUCACCAAGCAGUAGAAGCAAUCAGAACAGGGCAAUGCGACUCUGCUGUCGUCAUAGGAUCGAACGUCUUAUUAAAGCCCACUUCUUCAUUACAGUUUCACAGGUUGGGCAUGUUGAGUGCAGAUGGUAAAUGCAAAGCUUUCGAUGCUUCAGGUGACGGUUAUGUAAGGAGUGAAGCAGUUGUUUCCCUUCUUUUACAAAAAGCUAAAGACGCAAAACGAAACUAUGCCACAGUAGUUAACACUGGAACAAAUACUGAUGGAAGCAAAACUGAGGGUAUCACAUUUCCUUCGGGCCAAGCACAGAAGGAGCUGAUCCUUCAAGUUUACAGGGAAGCCGGAAUAGACCCGGCUGAUGUUGUCUAUGUUGAAGCUCAUGGAACAGGAACAAAGGCGGGUGAUGCACAAGAAGUGAAUUCUAUUGUUGACGUAUUCUGCAAGGGAAGGAGGUCUCCUCUUCUUCUAGGCUCAGUCAAAUCAAACAUGGGUCAUGCCGAACCUGCAUCUGGUGUUGCCUCUAUAGCUAAGAUGGUAAUGGCCAUGGAAACUGGUGUGAUCCCUACUAAUCUACAUUUUAAAAGUCCGCGAACUGAUAUUCCUGGAUUGAGUGAUGGCCGACUUCAAGUUGUCGACAAGAACUGGAAAUGGAAUGGAGGACUUGUAGGUAUCAAUUCUUUUGGUUUUGGGGGCUGUAAUGUUCACGUCAUUCUUAGGUCAAAUCCUAAACCCAAACCACUCCCAGCUAAAAGCAGUAUCCCUAGGAUUGUUGUAGCUUCUGGCAGAACACCUACUGCUGUUACUAACUUCUUACAAAAGAUUGAAAAGAUGCCAAGAGACGAUGAAAUGAUUGCACUAUUACACGACAUCCAUAGUAAAAGGAUUGUAGGUCACCCUUUUAGAGGAUUCACUGUGCUUUCUGAAACACCCACUCGAGAAGUUUCUGAGGAGCCAGUAGACAAGAGGGAGGUCUGGUACAUAAUGUCAGGAAUGGGAACCCAAUGGCCUGGAAUGGGGAAAGCUCUGAUGGGUCUUGAUGUAUUUGCCAGGUCUAUUCACCAGAGUGCAGCUGUUCUUGCUACUGAGGGGGUCGACCUUCUCAACCUUAUCAUGAACAGUACUGAUGACUCAGUAUUUGAAAAUGUGUUACAUUCCUUCGUUACCAUAACCGCUACUCAAAUUGCUUUGAUUGACUUACUUAACUCACUUGGACUAUCUCCUGACGGCAUAGUCGGCCACUCUGCUGGUGAAUUGGCAUGUGCAUAUGCUGAUGGCUGUUUCACAGCUGAGCAGACCAUAUUAGCUGCUUACUGGAGAGGCAGGUGUGUCAUUGAAUGUAAACUACAAAAGGGAGCUAUGGCUGCAGUUUCUCUAACAUGGGAAGAAGCCAAAGCACAAGCACCGCCCGGUGUCUUCGCAGCUUGCCACAAUGGUGAGGACUCAGUAACUAUUUCAGGACUUCCUGAUCUCAUCGACAAGUUCGUUGCAGAACUGCAGGCACAAGGAAAAUUUGCGAAAAAAGUCAGUAGUUCUAAUGUCGCUUUCCACUCCAAAUACAUUGCAGAAGUUGGGCAGAAACUAAGAAUCAACUUGGAAAGGAUAAUUCCAAAUCCAAAACCAAGGUCAAAGAGGUGGCGUUCAACAUCAAUUCCAGAAUCUGGUUGGAACUCACAACUCGCUGCUACAUCCUCUGCAGCCUACCUCAACAAUCUUCUUUCUCCAGUAUUGUUUUAUGAAGCACUCCAGCAUAUUCCAGAGAAUGCCAUUGUUGUCGAAAUAGCACCUCACGCUCUCUUGCAAGCCGUCCUCAAGAGAUCAGUACCUAAAUCUUGUCUGAAUAUCGGUUUAGUAAAGAAAAAUGCUCCUGAUGAAUUAGGAUUUUUCUUAAGCAAUCUUGGAAGGCUGUACAAUGCUGGUCUUCAACCCAAGGUACAAGAAUUAUAUCCACCUAUUACAUACCCAGUAUCAAGAGGAACACCAAAUAUUUCAUCAUUAUUGGAAUGGGAUCAUUCUGCCGAAUGGGAUACUGCUGACUACAGAAAACUUGGCAAAGGUACCGGAGAGUCUAUCAUUGAAGUGAACAUUGGAGACAGUAAAGAUGCCUACAUCAGCGGCCAUUGUAUUGAUGGAAGGGUUCUGUUUCCGGCUACAGGCUACCUUACUCUAGCAUGGCAAACAUUUGCUAAGCUUCAUGAAAAGGAAGUCGAGCAAAUGCCAGUCAUCAUUGAGGAUGCGCAAUUUCUCAGAGCAACAAUUAUGCCUAAAGAUGGAAAAAUUAAGGAGUCGCCCGGAUAUGAGAAAGAAUCCCUCUCUCUUGGACCUCUUCCAAAAAUAGCCAAAGACAGCUUCGAACUACAGAAGAGUGAAAUUUACAAAGAUCUCCGCCUUAGAGGCUAUGAUUACAAAGAAAUUUUCAGAGGUGUAAUCAAAGCUGACGAUUUAGGAAAUAGAGGAGAAUUAGAAUGGAGAAAAAAUUGGAUCAGCUUUAUGGAUACGAUGUUACAAUUUUCACUUAUCAAAACAAAUUCAAGAGAGCUUUAUCUUCCAACAAGAUGCCAGAAAAUCGUCAUCGAUCCCAUUGCCCAUAUGGCAAAUUUACAGGACGCAGAAAGUGUUCCUGUUAGAUACGAUUCAUAUCUUGGAGUAGUACAAGCAGGUGGAGUCGAAAUCCGAGGAAUUAAAACUAGUCUUGCUCCAAGAAGACAACAGACACAGACAGCCCCAUUAACUGAAAAAUAUAUUUUUGUCCCAUUGAAUAACAAUAAAGUAAUACCUCAGACAGAGGUGAUCACAUCUCAAAUCCAAUUAGCUGUUGAAAACUGCCCGUUGAGUAAGAAAAUAAAGAUAGUGGAAUAUGUUGGAAAACAAACUGUACCCAUUAUUUCUUCCGUUCAAUCGGUACUGCAGCAGAACCAGAAUUACGGAUUUUCUUUCCAUCAGGUUGACUUUUCUAUUGCAACCACUGAAGAUAUAGAUAAGAGUGCUCUCAGUGAUGUAAAUUUUAUUAGCAAAGAUUUGAACGAAGAUCUUUUGGAUGACAGCUACAAUAUUCUGAUUGGUCAUAAACUCCUCUCCAGUGGACAACUUCUCAACAAUGCCUCUGAAAGUGUUGUUGAGUCUGGGUUUAUUUUAUCAGUUGAAGCUCACAAGUACAGCACAGCAGAAUUGAAGAAACUUGACGAUUUUGUCUUGGUUUCUGAAGCUAAAACUGAAGAAAGCACUUACGUUUUGCUGAGGAGGGAGAGGGAUUCCUUACCAAAACAAAUCAUCCCUAUUCAGCAGACUGAUUUCAAAUGGAUUGAACAACUUAAGAAAAUCAUGCAAGAAUCUAAAGAUCCCGAAGAAAGAGUCCUUCUGGUGGCAGAUGAUAAUCCUUUCUGUGGUCUCAUCGGUUUGUUUAACUGCUUGAAGAGGGAAGAAGGAGGAGACAAACUUAGGUGUGUUUUCACUUUUGGAAGCAAAUUCUCAAUGGCUCAGCACAAAGAUCAAAUUAAAAAAGAUCUGCUUGUCAACGUCUUGAAAGAUGGAGCAUGGGGUUCAUUCAGGCACUUGCCAGUUUACUCUAAUGAUCGCUCACUGAAUGUUGAACAUGCUUAUGUCAAUACACUUGUGCGUGGUGAUUUGUCCAGCCUUCGCUGGAUCGAAGGACCUCUAUCAUUCUACAAACCUGAAAAUUAUCCUGGAAAGGAACUUUGUACAGUUUAUUAUGCACCUUUGAACUUCCGAGAUAUUAUGUUGGCCACUGGAAAACUUCCUCCUGAUGCUCUUCCAGGAGAUAUGGCAAACCAGGAAUGUAUUCUUGGACUCGAAUUUUCGGGAAGAGAUUCAAAAGGAAAUCGUGUGAUGGGAUGUGUCGCAGCUUGCAGUUUAGCUACUACUGUUGUGGCCGAUCCAGAUUUUAUGUGGACUAUCCCAGCAAAAUGGUCCUUAGAAGAGGCUUCUACAAUCCCUGCCGUCUAUGCUACUGUAAAGCUACUAUGCCCUGUUGUCCGUGGUCGCAUGAAGAAAGGAGAAAGUGUCCUCAUCCACGCUGGAACAGGUGGUGUAGGCCAAGCCGCCAUCUCGAUCGCUCUUCACAUGGGCUGCACUGUAUUUACAACUGUUGGUACGCCUGAGAAACGAGAAUUCAUCCUCAAAAAUUUCCCAGAAGUGAAACCAUCACAUAUUGGUAAUUCAAGAGACACAAGUUUUGAACAGAUGAUACUGAGAGAAACUGAAGGCCGUGGUGUUGAUCUAGUUUUGAACUCAUUGGCUGAAGACAAGCUGCAAGCAUCAGUGAGAUGCCUCGCAAGACAUGGUCGAUUCCUUGAAAUUGGAAAGCUUGACCUCUCAAAUAACUCUCCACUUGGUAUGUCACUUUUCUUGAGAAACACAACAUUCCACGGAAUCCUUCUAGAUGCUCUGUUCGAUGCCUCAUCUGACAAUCCUGAGAAGAUGGAAGUAGCACGAUUGGUCCGUGACGGAAUUAAGACCGGUGCUGUCAGGCCUCUACCAACCACAACCUUCAAUUAUGCACAAUUGGAACAGUCUUUCAGAUAUAUGGCAACAGGCAAACACAUUGGUAAAGUCGUCUUGAAAAUAAGGGAUGAAGAGCCCGAGAAAGUAGUGAAGCAUCCAAAACAAUUUUUAAUGGAGUCUUCACCAAAGACCUACAUGAAUCCAGACAAAUCUUACAUACUUGUUGGUGGUCUUGGUGGUUUGGGAUUAGAGCUGACACAAUGGAUGAUUUCAAGAGGUGCCAAGAAAGUGGUUCUAGUCUCUAGAUCAGGAGUGACCAAUGGAUACCAGAAUAUGUGCAUCCGUCGUUGGAAGCUUGCAGGUGCGACUGUUGUAAUCUCUACAACUAACGUCACUGACAUGAAGGGAGCUAAGAGUUUGAUAGAAGAGGCAAACAGACUUGGUCCUGUUGGGGGAAUAUUCAAUCUUGCAGCUGUAUUACGUGAUGGUUUGUUCGAAAAUCAAACCGAAGCAGACUUUGUUGCAGUAUGUAAACCAAAGAUCGAUUCAACAAUAAAUCUCGAUAUUGCCAGCAGGUCAUGCAAUCAGCUUGACUACUUUGUUAUAUUUUCAUCUGUUUCUUGUGGAAGAGGAAAUCUUGGACAAACCAAUUAUGGUCUGGCCAACUCCGCCAUGGAAAGGAUUUGUGAAGAGAGGCAAAGGAAUGGUCUUCCAGGGCUGGCCAUUCAGUGGGGUGCAAUCGGUGAUGUUGGUCUGGUUAUCGAAGCUCUUGGAGGUGACAAUGAGACUGUUGUAGGAGGAACCUUACCCCAAAGGAUAACUUCUGUCCUUUCCACUAUUGACUUCUUCCUUCAACAACCACACCCUGUUCUGUCCUCAUUGGUCAUUGCUGAAAAGAAACAGGCAACAGAAGCAGGUUCUGUCAGUCUUGUUGACGCAGUUGCCAACAUUCUCGGCAUUAAAGACACAACUAAUGUACUUGCUUCGACCAAUUUGGGAGAAUUGGGUAUGGACUCGUUGAUGGGUUCAGAAAUUAAACAGACACUUGAAAGGAACUACGACCUCGUUCUUAGUACUGGUGAAAUUAGAUCGCUCACUUUUGGAAAACUUAAAGAACUUGCUGGUAUGCAAACAUCUACGGAACAAGUAGAGGAAACUAAGGUGAAGACAAAGCUGACACCAACACAGACAUUGGUUCCAAUGCCAUCUGCAACUCCUCUCAAUGGGCCGAAGCCUUUCUUUAUUGUCCAUCCGAUUGAAGGAGUUGUUAGCCUUCUUGAAGAGUUUACUUCCAACAUACCAUUCAAUGUUUAUGGUUUCCAGUACACAAAAGAUGUCCCUGAUGAUAGCAUUCAGUCCCUUGCAGCAUUCUAUUUGAAGACUAUGAAGAAUGUUGAGGUUCAAGAUCCAGUUUUGCUUGGUGGAUAUUCCUUUGGUGCAUCAGUUGCUUUUGAAAUGGCCUUGCUACUCGAAUCUCAGGGCAAAAAUGUGCACCUCUUUCUGAUUGAUGGUGCCCCUGAUUUCCUCCAACAAGAGUUCAAAGCCUUGCCUGACUUUAAUUCUAGAUUGGAACUGUGUGCUGAAAAACUUAAAGGUAAUGGUGAAUCAGAAGAAGAUUUGAAGACUGCUAUUGUAGCAUUCUAUAAAAAAUUGGUUGCCAGCGACAGCUAUAAGCCAUCGGGUGUUUUCAAAGGAAAAGUUGUUCUCUUGAAGGUUGAACAGAACUUCGUUGAUAUUGCAAGUGAUUAUGGACUCAAAAAGAUCUGCAAACAGAGCCCUGAGAUUCAUUCCUUUUCGACCACUCAUCAGGAAAUCGUUAAAGGCCAAGUCGCUAAGGAAGUAGCUGACAAGAUCAUCAAAGCUGUGAAAUCAUGAUACACAACUUCCACGGGUAAAAGAAAACGUCAUCGUAACGGUCGUAGAAGGAAAAAGGCAAACUCCUCUAGUAACACUUAGGGCAUAUCAAGUCGGUAAAAUCGAACUAUUUCGUUAUCAUGUUACUGUUUAAUCUGUUAAGAUCAAUCAUAGAGGCACAAGUUACAUAAUUAAUAUGUAUAAAGUCUCUCAUUCCAUUGUAUAGGUAGUAUAUAUCUAGAUUAUGGAAAUUCUAUAUCUCUCUCAGUGUAUUGUAGUCAUGAUAGAACUCUUAUUAAUAUAAGGUAAAAAUGUGAAAAAAUUUUUAUUUAUUUUCAUUAUGUAAAUAUUACCAAAUUAUAUUUUGAGGUAUAAUUUUUAAUUUUUAAGCCUAUUUAUGUAUAGAUACUAUUGUACAGUUACUAUUUUUAACACUAUUAUAUAGUUUGUGAAUUAUGGCUGUUUGACUGAGAUCUACUUUAUUGUGAUUAAAUAAAAUUUGAUUGAUAUUCUCAAAAAAACAAAAAAAAAAAACAAGAAAACUAUAAGUAAUGAUAUAAACAGAGGAAUAAUUAAUUAAAUGAUGAAGAAAUGAAACCUAAUGUUAAGUAAUAUAGA